AUGAUGGAGUCUCUUCAAGGAAAUUACACCAUACCAAAACGACUAAAAUACUGGGCCAACAAACAACCAGACUCACAGGCUUUUGUUUAUGUUGCUAAAGAUAAACCCAAGGCUGUUCUAACAUCAAAAGAAAUUUACGACCUCGCUGUGCAGUUUGGCCGUCGUUUGUCUAAGCUUGGUGUAGAACCAGGCAGUGUUGUUUGUAGCUUGAUUCCAGACUCCCCUGCAGCUAUGAUCGCCUACUUUGGAAUCCUGUGUGCUGGUUGUACUAUCCAGAACGCAACCAUCCAAAUGUCGGAUGGAACAUAUCUUCUACAAAAUCUCCACAAGUCAAAAUGCCGGGCUAUAAUUUUAUCCUCGACUCCUGAUGACCAAGCUAAUCGAAUCAUAUCUCAAUACUUUGAUACCGUCUCGGGGAAUAACGUGACCUCAAAAAAGUUUCCUCACUUGAAGAACGUCAUCUACACAAACUUGAAUCUUGGCACUGAACUAGGAUUCAUCUGGCAAGCAGACGCAGGGGUUGAACUCACAGAUAAUUCUAAUAUUGAAGAAGUUACUGUCAGUGCCGAUGAUGUUGCGGUUAUCAUACAAACUUCGGGUACAACUGGUGUAUCCAAAUUAAUUCCGUUAGACCACACAUGUUUUGGUAGUAUUGAAAUAGGCUUUUAA
Molecule: messenger RNA, 669 nt
Organism: Patella vulgata (common limpet)
Lineage: Eukaryota; Metazoa; Mollusca; Gastropoda; Patellidae
Exons: 1
Coding region: 1-669 (222 amino acids)
Source: RefSeq, a predicted model, not a curated record